Molecule: messenger RNA, 909 nt
Organism: Phytomonas sp. Hart1
Lineage: Eukaryota; Euglenozoa; Kinetoplastea; Trypanosomatida; Trypanosomatidae
Source: the annotation of a GenBank genome assembly
AUGUUCUCACGCAAUUUCAUUCGCCGAUGGGUCAACAGUAAUACCAGGGUAAUCUGUCAGGGUAUGACUGGUUCCGCGGGAACCUUUCACACUAAGCAAUCCAUCGCCUAUGGAACGAAGAUGGUGGGUGGGGUGAACCCCAAGAAGGCGGGGUCGAUUCACCUUGGGUUGCCAAUCUUUACGGAUGUUCGGGAAGCCAUUAAGGAGACGGGUGCAACGGCAUCUGUUAUCUAUGUCCCCUCAUCCUUCUGUGCAGCGGCCGUCGAAGAGGCGCUGGACGCGGAAGUUCCUCUGGUUGUUGUGAUCACCGAGGGCAUCCCGCAGUGGGACAUGCUGCGCAUCAAGUCGAUGCUACUCUCGCAGAACAAGACGCGCCUGAUCGGGCCCAACUGCCCGGGCAUCAUCAAGCCGGAGGAGUGCAAGAUCGGCAUCAUGCCGGGGCACAUCCACAAGAAGGGGCGCAUCGGCGUCGUCUCGCGCAGCGGUACACUGACCUACGAGGCGGUCGCGCAGACGACGGAGGUCGGGCUGGGACAGUCCCUUUGCGUUGGCAUCGGCGGCGACCCCUUCAACGGGACCAACAUGAUCGACUGCCUGCGCUUCUUCUUCAACGACCCGGAGACCGAGGGUGUGAUCCUCAUCGGCGAGAUCGGUGGGACAGCUGAGGAGGAGGCCGCCGAGUUCAUCAAAAACAGCCCGGUCAAGAAGCCGGUGGUGUCCUUCAUCGCUGGGGCCACUGCACCCCCAGGGCGGCGUAUGGGCCACGCGGGUGCGGUCGUCUCCGGCGGGAUGGGUACUGCUAAUGGGAAGAUGGAGGCCCUCAAGGCUGCCGGUGUCACCAUUUCUCACUCACCCACCCUGCUCGGCAGGCACAUUUUCGACGUUCUGAAUAAUAAGUCUUCUAAUUGA